ACAAAUUAUACUGAUUGUAGAUUAAACUUUCGUUCGCAGAACUCACAACACGGCGAUGAUUAUUGGUUUGAAGAACUCUACCUUGCAGCUAGCAAAUCCUUUGUUAUGGAGCUUCAAGCGGUUUUUUUCCGUUGACAGUGCCCUUUUACAAGAACCUUCCCGAGCAGAAAUGAGAAAGUUAUCACCAUCAAAAUUAAAAGAACUCAAACUACAGCACAAGCCAAAGGCUCCACAAAGUGCUUACCAAAUGUUCAUCAAACACAAGUUUGCAACUAACACGGACAAAAAUACCAAUCCACGAGACCUUCUUGGAAGAUUUGCAUCCGAAUGGAAAUCUGCCUCCGAAGAGGUUAAGGCACCAUUUGUGAAGUCACAUAAGGAGGCAGCUGAUGAGUACGCAAAAGAAUUUCAAGCAUGGAAAGAGAAAUAUACUGUUCGUUCUCCAUACAUGAACUUUUUCAUGUCCGUUUACCCUAAACGAGUCGUCAAAGAUUUCAACCAAAAUAGCUCGAUCGUGAAACAGAUUGCUGAAGAAUGGAAGGCUUUAACACCAGAGCAAAAAGAAUCAUACAGAUCAAAAGACUAAAUCAGGUGUGUCACGUAUCUGAGAAGUAUCUGUUUUGGUGAGCUAAGUAUGAUAGUCAGAACCUGAAGUGGCGUAUCAGCAAGACACAGAUGCAAGAUUGGGUGCUUCAGUUAGACUUACUUGCGAUUGCGAAAUCAUGUAUGUUGUAGUAUAUCAAUUGGAAAGAAUCCCAUAAGUGUGUUUAGCGCAAAAGUAAUUAGGAUUAUAGGUCUGAUCGGCGAACACAACAACUAGUUUGAAUUUGCUUAUAAUGAUUUACUGUUAAUUGCCGUCGAUGAGAGCUGAAUAAUGAGGUUGCUCAUGGCAGUAGUCAUGCUAUGCAGUUUAAUUUUGCCUUUCAGAAAUUUACAGCUAAAAUCAUAUCUAUCAUCAC
Molecule: messenger RNA, 959 nt
Organism: Ogataea polymorpha
Lineage: Eukaryota; Fungi; Ascomycota; Pichiomycetes; Pichiales; Pichiaceae
Exons: 1
Coding region: 56-586 (176 amino acids)
Source: RefSeq, a predicted model, not a curated record